UUAUUUCUAAAAUAUAAUUUAAAAAUAUUUUACAUACUUUAUGAUUAAUUCCAUCUUUAAUUUAAUUUAAAAAUGACGGAUAAUAAGUUGAUGGCCUCAGCUCCGUAUCCUCCACCUCCCUAUCCUUAUAAUGAUAAUAAACCAGACCAAUAUACGAAUAUAUACCCGCCCACUAUACCCCCCAUUCAACCUUCAUACCUUCAAGAUAAUCAAGCAGAUCAGUACGUUCCUCACAACGCAUCUAGUUACAAACCUUAUCCAAUUCAGAAUGUCCCGCAACCAAUUAUAUAUAUUCAAGGACCACCGCAACAUGCGGUGAUAGUCGAUGCUAUGGCACAUAGACCGAUAGUCCCUAAAGCUACAGUCAUAACUACUACAAAAAAAAGCGGAGUGAAUCACUGCAUACAUGCCAUAAUCACUAUCUUUUUCUUUCCUUGGAUCAUAGUUUGGAUAAUCCUGUGUUGUUUGGAUAGCAAGAAAAAGAAACAAACAACGGUUAUCAAAAUCUGAAAAUUUCUCAUACUUUGUGCCAUAUGGUGGAGAAAAUCUGGCCUUGUGGCGAAAUGGAAAUUCAAUCAAAUGCACCUGCUGCAGGAAAUUAGUAUAUAAACAAUGAGUGGUGGGAAAAGUAAUUAGAAGAUAGCUAGCUUGACAUUUAUCUGUAGAGCGUGUGCUCAAGGGAUCCAUGAUAAUAAGGGUGGAUUGAAUAUUAGUAAUUUGAUUUUUACUUUGUAAAUCUAUUAAAGUAAUAAUUUAUUAGCUUAUGAAAUACAAAUCGAAAAUAUAUUAUUAACAGGCUACUUAUAUGUAUAUUAAAUAAAUAUUACCAAUGUUGAUUUAUCUGAUUCUGAAGGACAGAAAUAGUGGCGGGUUAAAAAAAAAUUCAAAUGCAAUAAGAGAAAUAGCUAAUUAAAAAAACUAAUUUAUAAAAAUCGAAUUCUUUUCAAAUGUAUACAAAUUUUGAAAUUUAACGAGUGUUCGUCAAAAGGAAAGUGUUUACUUUCAAGGUUCGUCAAAAAUAAGAGGA
Messenger RNA from Gordionus sp. m RMFG-2023, 1027 nucleotides. RefSeq lists its product as uncharacterized. The record is from RefSeq and is a predicted model, not a curated record. Bases 73 to 510 code for a protein of 145 amino acids. NCBI's taxonomy places the organism in Eukaryota, Metazoa, Nematomorpha, Gordioida, Chordodea, Parachordodidae. The transcript has 5 exons.